Rubroshorea leprosula is the source of this 1499-nucleotide messenger RNA. The record is from the annotation of a GenBank genome assembly. Lineage: Eukaryota; Viridiplantae; Streptophyta; Magnoliopsida; Malvales; Dipterocarpaceae.
CAACUUCCUCUUGUUCUCUUCUACCUCAAUUCCUCAACCUUCUUCCUUCUUCAACGUCUGAAACAAGAUUCUAAUUCACCUUUGCUCUCGAUUUUCUUGAUCAGUUCUUCGAAUCUAAACCCGUUCUCACUCAUGGCCACCACCGGGAACAAGAAUAUCAAUGCUAAAUUGGUGCUGCUUGGAGAUGUUGGGGCUGGAAAGUCUAGUCUUGUGCUGCGUUUUGUUAAAGGUCAAUUUGUUGAAUUUCAGGAAUCAACUAUUGGUGCUGCAUUUUUCUCCCAAACUCUAGCUGUCAAUGAUGCAAUUGUGAAAUUUGAGAUUUGGGACACAGCUGGUCAAGAGCGAUACCAUAGCUUGGCUCCAAUGUACUAUAGAGGAGCUGCUGCUGCAAUUAUAGUUUACGAUAUAACAAAUCAAAACUCGUUUGAGAGGGCAAAGAAAUGGAUCCAAGAACUUCAAGCACAAGGCAAUCCAAAUAUGGUUAUGGCACUUGCUGGGAACAAAGCUGAUUUGCUAGAUGCAAGGAAGGUGACAGCAGAGGUAAGUAUAUCAAACUUUAAAACUGGUUUUAGCUCUAUUUCUGUCACUAUUGUAUCUUUUUUGAAUACCUCCACCAUUGAUCAUCCAUAAUCCUGAGUAUUUUAAGGUAUAGUUUGAUUCCCAUAUAGAAUUUUCUGAACUUGAAGCACCAUUUCGUCCUCACUCCCUCAAACAUCCUCUUUCCUGUACAGAUUCUUGCAACAUUUUACGGAACUUAUUCACUCAAACACUAGAAUUGCCUUUAACUCUUGAUUUCUAAUUUUAACUCUUUUUGAGUGCAGGAAGCUCAAGCAUAUGCUCAAGAGAAUGGCCUUUUCUUUAUGGAAACCUCUGCCAAAACUGCAACCAAUGUCAAUGACAUUUUCUACGAAAUAGGUACUUUGUUUUAGUUCGCUUUUCAUUUUGAUUUUAGGUGAGAGUAAGACAUCCUGUUUGAAUGGUUUAGCUUAUUCCUGGCCUUGUUUUUAGUAGUUUCAACAUUCAAAUACGUGCAGCAAUUAUACAGUGAAUGAAAUUUGGUUAUUUAGUUUUUUUAUGUUCUGGUACAGCAAAAAGACUACCUCGAAUGCAGCCAGCACAAAAUCCAGCCGGGAUGGUUCUGAUGGAUGGACCUACGGAGAGGACAGCAAGUGCAUCCUGUUGCUCUUAGGUACCUAGGUAGUUGGUGUUGCUGCCUGCCUGUAACUUCUAAGUGACUCUAUAGUCAAAGAUUUUAUCUUCCUAGUCUUUGUUGUCUCUAUGUUUCUUGGCCAAAAAAAAAAAAAAAAAGAGAGAGAGAAAAGGUUUUUGUUGUCUCGUCUGUGUACCAUUUCAUUUAGAAAUGUACAUGCAUGUUUGUCUAGAUGCUUCCAUAUCAACCGGUUAAAUGACUUGGGAGAUCUGCUCCUGUUGUAAUUAACAUCGAGUGUUAUGUUUUUCUUUCAUGGAUGUACUUAUUCAAAUAAAAAUGAAAAAAAAUU